Molecule: messenger RNA, 807 nt
Organism: Phycodurus eques (leafy seadragon)
Lineage: Eukaryota; Metazoa; Chordata; Actinopteri; Syngnathiformes; Syngnathidae
Product: dexamethasone-induced Ras-related protein 1-like
Exons: 2
Coding region: 13-807 (264 amino acids)
Molecular function (GO): GTP binding; GTPase activity
Source: RefSeq, a predicted model, not a curated record
CUUGCAUCCACCAUGAUCAAGAAGAUGACACCCUCCGAGAUCGAGUUGAACAUCCCGGCCAAGAACUGCCGCAGGAUGGUCAUCCUGGGCUCCACCAAAGUGGGCAAGACGGCCAUCAUCUCGCGUUUUUUGAACGCGCGGGUGGACGAGCAGUACACGCCGACGAUAGAGGACUUCCACAGGAAGUUCUACAGCAUCCGAGGGAGCGUUUACCAGCUGGACAUUUUGGACACGUCCGGGAACCAUCCUUUCCCAGCCAUGAGGAGGCUCUCCAUCCUGACAGGCGACGUGUUCAUUUUGGUGUUCAGCCUGGACAACAGAGACUCCUUCCAGGAGGUGCAGCGCCUCAAGCGGCAGAUCUACGAGACCAAGUCGUGCCUGAGAAACAAGACCAAGGAGAGCGCCGACGUGCCGCUCGUCAUCUGCGGCAACAAGUGCGACCGCGAGUCCCAGCGCCAGGUGCGGGACGAGGAGAUCGAGCAGCUGCUGCGCGGCGACGAGGAGCGCCGCUGCGCCUACUUCGAGAUCUCGGCCAAGAAGAACACCAACGUGGACCGCAUGUUCCAGACGCUGUUCGCCACGGCCAAGCUGCCGGACGAGAUGAGCCCCGACCGGCACUGCAAGGUGUCGCUGCAGUCGUGCGAGCUGCUGCACCGCAAGUCCUUCCGCGCCAAGAAGUGCAAGGACGCCUACGGCAUCGUGGCGCCGUUCGCGCGAAGGCCCAGCGUCCACAGCGACUUGAUGUACAUCAAGGAGAAGGCCGUGGGAGGAGGUCAGGCGAAGGAGAAAGCUUGCGUCAUAUGCUGA